AUGGAGCGGUUGGCCGCGGCGGCCCCUCGGAAUAGGAACAAAGAGGUGCAGAGCGGCAGGCUCGUGUCGUGCCGCCGCGGCGGCGGCCCCGCUGCGGGCUCUCGGCCGCUGGGACGGGCAGAGGAGCUCCGCGCGAGCGGGAAGAUGCCGCAGGAGGUCUUCGACCGCAUCCGCCAGGCCGCCCUCACGGCGGCGCCGGAGCUCGCGGCGGAGGGCGCGGAGCAGGACCCCAGGCCUGCUCUGAUCAGACUUGCAGAGGCUGGUGACGCUGACGGCGUGCGUCAGGAGCUCGCGGGUCCGCUGGUGGAUCCAGACGUUGCCGACGCGAGCGGCACCACGGCCUUGCUGGUUGCGGUGAGGCAGGGGCACGAGGACGUUGCCCGCUUGCUCAUUCGGAGGGGAGCCGACGUCAACAAGGCGGGCCCCUGGCGUUUCACGCCGCUGAUGUACGCCGCUAUAUGGGGGCAUGCUGGCCUGGCGGGGCACCUGCUGCAGAGCGGCGCCGACCCGCGCGCGCGGGACGUGCGGGGGGACACGGCGCUGGAUCACGCGGUGGGGGAGCGGCAGCCAGAAAUCGCGGACGCGAUCCGGGCGGCGCUCGGCGCGGCCCCCGGGCGGCGGAGCCGAGGUUCGAGGAGGUCUGCGGGACGGCCGACGGCUCCCCUCCGCCUGCGCAGCAGGAGCAAAAAAGGAAGCUCUGCCGGCCCGAGUUGUGAGACCGACUCCUCCCUCCGUGCUCGCCGAAGGGAGGCG
This is a messenger RNA of Prorocentrum cordatum, 753 nucleotides long. NCBI's taxonomy places the organism in Eukaryota, Dinophyceae, Prorocentrales, Prorocentraceae. The record is from the annotation of a GenBank genome assembly.